AACAUUUCCUGGUAUUUGUAGGAAAUAAAAGAUGAGCAGAAUAUAUGACAACAAACCUUUGCAUAACUUGCCUGUGAUCAGUGUCAACACACCAAGCAAAUGGGAUCCAAAGAAGUACUCAAGUGGUGAUGGUGUUAUUUUCGAGGGUGUCAUUAAAGGGAGGAGUCGUUUUAGUAUUACAGAUAAUUCCCAUUCGAAGUUCCGCUACCACAUUCUUCAUAUUGAGGUACUGAAAGCCCACAAAAGGCAAUUUGAGAGCAAUGGUCGUGAAAUUGAGCCAAAUUUCAGUGAGACUCACAAAGUGAGAACAGGCUACCUUAAUUCAUCAUACAAGGUUGAACCCAAAGGUCAAUCAGAUAAACUUAGCACUGCUCAGGUCAAGGACAUAGUGUGUCACCGUGACCUUAUUGACAUAACAUCCCCAAGGCUACCUGGAGGCUGUUCAGACUGUCUGUCAUUCUGGUUAGAAGAGAAUGAAACAGAGAAAAUAGAACUAGAAGAGGGCGACACAGUCCGAGUGAAAACUUCAGGAAAUGGACCAUUUAUUUACAGUAUCGCAAGGAUGGAAGCUGAGGCCAGGACAAAGGGGAAUUUUGCAGGAGGGGAGAAUGUAGGCAGCUCCUGGACAGACAAAAUUAUGGGGAUGAAAUCCUCUCAGCCCACUGAUACCAACCAGGCAGAGGGGGUAGAUGAAGAUGAAUGGGAUGAUUGAACAAUUGGGAAAAAUUAACUCUCAAGUGAUCAUCUAACAAGUUCAUCAAUCUAAUGAAGCCAAAGGAACAAAGCAACAGCCACUGCCAAGAAGAAGUUCAAGAACAAAUGUAUUUUACUGAAUAGGAAUGUUCAUUAAUUAUUAAUUAUUUAUUAUGCCCCCAGAUUGAAGUUCGAGGGGCAUACUGUUUUUGUCCUGUCAGAAAAUCGUUUAUUCUAUAUUACUGUCAUAAACAUUAACCUCCGUAAUAACCUGAAAAUGUUUCACGAUCUGACCUCUGUACUAUGUAUUAUUUGGGCAACUUGACCCUAAUGUUAUUUGGGCAAGUUCAAGGACUUGGGCAGAAAAAAAGUGUAAAAUAUGUUUGGUCCAUAAUUUGUAAUGGAGAAACAUUUGAAGUUCCUUCAUCAUAUGAAGAUUACAAUGUUCUGAAAGUGUGUGUUUGUGUGUCAAGACCUUGACCCAGAGUCAUUUGGGCAAGUUCAAGGUCAUUGGUAGGAAAGGUUUAUAAUUAACAUCAAUUGAGAAAUAUUGGAAGAUGAUGCUUGACACAUAAUUAUAUAUGACCUGAAGAUGUUUCAAGAUCUGACCCCAAUGUUAUUUUGGCAAGUGACCCCAGUGUUAUUUGGGCAAGUUCAAGGUCUUUGGCAGUGUAAAAUAGUGUGAACUAUGUACCUAUUUGGUCUAGAAUUUGUAAUGGAGAAACAUUUGAAGUUCCUUCUUCACACAAAGAUUACUAUGAUCUAAAAGUUUUUGUUAUGACCUUGACCCAAGAUCAUUAAUUCAAGUUCAAGGUUGCUUUCAAAAUAAAUUAUAAUUCCUGUACAGUCCAUCACUCUCUAAUAGAAAAAUAUUGUCAGUUGAUACUUCUCACAAAGAUUAUUUAUGACCAGUGGGUGUGUCAUGUCCUUGAACCAAGGUCAUUUUGGCAAGUCUAAAUCACUUAUAAAAAUAUUUCAUUCCUGUCUUUUAUCUUGUAAUGGACAAACAUUAAAAGCUCAUUCUUGGCAUAGACUAGUCAUGAGCUGAGUCUGUGUUAGGACUUUGACCAAAGGUCAUUUAAGCAAGUUCAAGGUCAUUAGUAGAAAAAGUUGCGAUUUGAAUUUGUUCAUCAUUAAAAAUGGACACUUUUCGGGGCACUUGUAUUUAUCAUACACAUUUUGUUCAUACUGUUACAAGUUCUUAAACAAGUAUGUUAAAGUGACAUAAAUAAAACUGUUUUUUUUUUAAUU
Messenger RNA from Saccostrea echinata, 1944 nucleotides. RefSeq names its product arpin-like. The transcript is spliced from 7 exons. Lineage: Eukaryota; Metazoa; Mollusca; Bivalvia; Ostreida; Ostreidae. The coding region runs from base 32 to 712 and encodes 226 amino acids. The record is from RefSeq and is a predicted model, not a curated record. Gene Ontology annotation, biological process: negative regulation of actin nucleation.